AUGCCUUUAGGUAGCCCUGGCAGCGAAAUCCCCGUGGCUACCUACCAAAUGCCACAGCGGAACGAGGAGAAGUGCCUGAGCAACAGUGCGGCCCACCGGUACCCACCCGCCUACCCCAAACCCUGCGGGGCCGCCGCCCGCCGCGGCCUGGCAGCCCUGCUGCUGGGCCGCCGCCCGCCCUGGCUGCGCCCGCCGCCCGCCCGCUGCCGCCUCCUCCUCAGCGCCGCCGCCCUCGGGCCGGGGCCGGGCGCCGCCGCUCCGCUCUGCGCUGCCGGCCGCCGCUACAGCCAGGUUACGGAUGCGCCCUCGCAGCAAGGUCAUCUCCCGGAGCAGGAGCCGGCCUCGGCCAAGGCAGACAGCGACAAUGUUUUCCUCAUCAGGGCGGAAGGAUUCCCCUUCUCCUGCACCGAGGAAGACGUGCUUAUGUUUUUUGAUAGCUGUAGAAUUCGAAACGGUGAGAAUGGCAUACACUUCCUCUUAAACAGGGAUGGGAGACGCAGGGGGGAUGCCUUGAUUGAGCUGGAGUCCAGAGCAGAUGUCCAGAGAGCCUUGGAAAAGCACCUGAGGUACAUGGGCCCACGCUAUGUGAAAGUGUUUGAAGUGCAUGAUAGCGACGUAGAGAGCUUACUACAGAGUCUGCGGGAUGAGUCCAACGCCAUAAGUGAUGGAGUUGUACUACUCAGAGGCCUUCCGUUCACCUCCACCGAAGAGGAUAUUGCACAUUUUUUCCCAGGUUUGAAAAUAAUCAACAUAGUUUUUGUUUACCGGGGAGAAAGAAGAACAGGAGAAGCUUUCGUGCAGUUUGCAGCUUCUGAUAUGGCAGCUAAAGCGCUGCUACGACACAGGGAAUACAUGGGCAGUAGAUACAUAGAAGUGUACGUAAGCAGAAAGCAUCACAUGCAGCGGCAUAUGCCUUAUGCCAAGCAGGUUGUGACCUACUCCAGAGCGAGAAGAGAAUAUGAAUCUGUUUCUGAAGAAAGGGCAGCGAGCAGCAUGGGAGGCUCUGAUGCCAGAGGAGAAACUAAACUGUGCAGGGAAGGAACAGAAAGCUCUGGCCACGUUUUAGAAUCUGGGAACCUCUCACCACCGCUGCACUUUGUCCACAUGAGGGGUUUUCCUACCCAGGCUAGUGCCCAGGACAUCGUAAACUUUUUUGCUCCGCUGAAGCCCACAAGGAUCAUGGUAGAAUACAACUCCCAUGGAGAUGCCACAGGAGAAGCAGACGUGCAUUUCGAGAGCCAUGAGGACGCAGUCGCUGCGAUGGCUAAGAAGGGGUCACAGCUGCAGUGCAGCGCCGUUGAAUUGUUCCUGAACGAACAUCCAAAGGCAGAAGAAAACUGCUAGUGACAGUGGCGUGGUCUCAGAGGUGGCCAAGGUGAACACAUUCCGUGGGUCUGAGCUUAAAGACGGAGUACGAGUGUCGCUACUCAAUAACGAGGAUAAACUGUAUUAAAUCUAGUCUAGCAUUGUGUAAAAGCAUGUAAUAAAUCAUGUUGACAUCCUGUGGAAA
Messenger RNA from Tyto alba (common barn owl), 1510 nucleotides. RefSeq names its product G-rich RNA sequence binding factor 1 (gene GRSF1). Gene Ontology annotation, biological process: regulation of RNA splicing. NCBI's taxonomy places the organism in Eukaryota, Metazoa, Chordata, Aves, Strigiformes, Tytonidae. Gene Ontology annotation, cellular component: ribonucleoprotein complex; nucleoplasm. Gene Ontology annotation, molecular function: RNA binding. The transcript has 11 exons. Bases 1 to 1344 code for a protein of 447 amino acids. The record is from RefSeq and is a predicted model, not a curated record.